Molecule: messenger RNA, 1049 nt
Organism: Papilio xuthus (Asian swallowtail)
Lineage: Eukaryota; Metazoa; Arthropoda; Insecta; Lepidoptera; Papilionidae
Product: peroxisomal membrane protein 11C
Exons: 4
Coding region: 52-717 (221 amino acids)
Biological process (GO): peroxisome fission
Cellular component (GO): peroxisomal membrane
Source: RefSeq, a predicted model, not a curated record
UUAUUGAUGUAGAUAUUAACUGUAACAAACAGUCGAUGUACACUGCACAACAUGGGGGCGGUUGAUGAAGUAUGCUGUUUAUUGGAAACCCACGCUAAUCGUGACAAGGUUGUUUCCCUCGUGAGUUACACAUUAAAGCUAUGGGGAGCAACAUCCAAGAAUCAGCCAUUGCUAACAGCGAGCGCGCGCAUUGCUGCCGCGCGCGCCACCUUGCGGCUGUUCGAUGAUGCAGCCGCCAUCAGAGCGCUACUCAAAUAUGGAUUAGGCAAACAAGAUGGCUUACUGUGGGGCGGUUUAGGCGUUAGUAACGGUGUGCUUCAACUGUCAUACCUGCAGUGCGAGAAGUUAGUUUGGCUGCUGGACACCGGUGUGCUCACACUGUCUCCAGAGCUUGAUGAGAAGAUACGCAUCGCGCACAAACUGUUCUGGUCAUUGUCGGCGUUUGUUGCACUCUUUAGAUCUCUUCGCGCGUUACAUUUAACUGCUCAGAUCAUGAAGUCUCCCAACAGACCGAAGUGUACAGGUGUAAGGUUCACGCAGGCUUCGCUAACCACGUCCAAGUUGCUGCUGGACGUGCUGCAUGCAGUCAGCUGGUUGCCGCGUGGCUGGUUGUGGGGCGGAGCCCUAUCCACCACGCAGGUUUCCACUCUCGCCACCGUGUCCGCUGUAUUUGGGCUUGUUAUGCAUUAUAAUGGAAAACGUUUACUACCACGGUAGUAUGGAACUAAUAAACAGAGUUCAAAUACAGUCUUACUUUGAUAAGUAAGAAACCUCAAUAAGCGAGUCUUUGAUUUCAACGGACGACCUUCGUAAGCUAGAAAAAUCGCUGUCUCUUGGGCUCUCGCUAAUCCAGCUUCGAUUAAUAUAUUAAGUUUGUAAUCAAUUCCAGGGUUCACUAUUAACACGUUCAAUGCCACUAUUUCGGUACUGUGAACUCGACAGGUAAGCAAGUGACACUGAACGUGUUAAGACUGAUAUUAUUACAUUGUAAAAUAUGUAAAUAUGUGAUUUUUUAUGUAAAUACGUAAAUAAAUAUAAUUCGAUUCAGA